CGUGCAGUCUACAUCGUGGUAUUUACGUAUGAUUGGACUUUGGUUAAUGAUUAUCCACCUGCGACAAAACAGACGUGUCCUCUGACUAAAGGGCAACGUUGGAUUUUCUUGAAGAAACGAAGCAAGGCAGGUGUGCCCCUAUUUCCAACAUGUCUGACGCAGUUAAGCAGCUGCCUACAGACCCCAUCUCUGUAGUCGGUGUGGUCACUUCAAUCAGCAAAAUUCCAGAUGGCUACUAUGUAGUUGCACAAACAACAGAUGGCUCUGAAGCCGACCUGUGGAAGGACGGCUUAUUCAAAUCCAAGGUCACUCGCUACCUCUGCUUCUCCAGGAAAGCUAGCCCUGAAGUUGUUGUGGAUAUGAAGGUGAUGGACAUCAAGGACCCGCUGCCAGAAUUAUUCACACCUGUGCAAGAAACCAUAGACAAAAAGGAAGCUGCCAUGAGGAAGAAGAGGCUCUGUGUGAAAAUGAGCCCUCGCGAGGCUGUCGUGACAGCUCUAUGUGACAUCCAGAUCACUGCCAAGUCCAAGUACCACCUCGUUAACUACACCUGUGCAGGUGAGAUAAACAACAUGGGGAUAUGGUAUCGGAUGGGAGACGUUCCUCGGCAUCAGACGUCUCUGCAGACCGAGGUUGUGCCUCAAACUGACACGGCACUCCUCACAGCAAGCAGGAUCGACGUCAGCAGACCACAGUAUGUGCAACAGGACAGCAGGAGCUACACUCUGACAGCUCUGGAGGGUAUUCCGUUUGCAGUCUCCGAGAAAUUUCAUGAAACCCCCCAAAAGAUGCAGCAAGUCAAUUUAAUGGGCAUUACGAUCAAAUCCCUGGCAGAGAUCGAGGAGGAAUUUGAGUACAACUUUGGAACAGAGUUCAGCAUCAUUCAGUAGCUCUCCUCUCGGCAGGAAGCUUGAACAUCACAGACUGACCUAAUGCAUCAUCUCUGAUUUCAUGAAAUCAAAGAAGUUUGCUGUAAAAUUCAUUAGAUUUGAUUUAAAUAUUUUAUUAAAACACCUGUGCCAUUAAA
This is a messenger RNA of Nothobranchius furzeri (turquoise killifish), 1027 nucleotides long. RefSeq names its product multivesicular body subunit 12Bb (gene mvb12bb). Gene Ontology annotation, cellular component: late endosome; ESCRT I complex. The record is from RefSeq and is a predicted model, not a curated record. Lineage: Eukaryota; Metazoa; Chordata; Actinopteri; Cyprinodontiformes; Nothobranchiidae. Gene Ontology annotation, biological process: virus maturation; viral budding; regulation of epidermal growth factor receptor signaling pathway.